CUAAUUGUCACCAAAAUGGCCAGUCAAGCUGCGGAAAAAGUACAGAGUCCCUCGAGACUACCAGAUAAUACUCACCAUGUUAUUGUCAAGCUGGAAACCAUCCAUGUCCCCGCACCUGCAAUUGACCUUUCACCGCUCACGCAUGAGCUCAUCACAUACGAGUACACUCCGCCGGCUGCCAAAGCUCUCAUCGCUGCGAGGAUUCACGACGCAAGUAUUGUGACGCUCACAACGGUUCCUAUCAACGCAGAGACGUUGGGCGAGGCGCCGUACCUGAAAUGCGUGAUAUCCGAGACGACUGGAACCAAUCAUAUUGAUCUGGAAGAGUGCAAGAAACGAAAUAUCACCGUCAUGUUCUCACCACACGCGGCGACUGAAGCCGUGUCCGAGCAUGCUCUCGGGCUUUACUUUUCAGUCAGACGAUCUUUCGUUCGUCUCCACAACACGUUGUUCGCCGAUUCUCCUAAUGCCUGGGCAAAUUCUGGCAGCAUGUCCAACAUAUUGAAAGACACUCAAGGCCAGCCACCCCACACUUGUGGCAAUGAGACUGUCGGUAUUCUUGGUUUCGGCGCGUUAGGACAGCGUAUAGCCCGUCUUUGUGAAGCCUUGGGAAUGAAGGUUCUCGUCGCCGCAAGGAAAGAAGCUGGAAUUGGUCCUGGCUCCAACUCGGGUGACAGUCAACGAAUUGCCUUUGAUGAAGUCUUGCGCCGAGCUACUGUCCUGUUCAUCACACUCCCCCUCACGCCGCAAACCCGAAACACGAUUGGAUCAGAGGAACUUCAGAGUAUGAGACACGAUGCAGUGCUGAUUAAUGUUGGCCGUGGAGGCUUGGUGGACGAGAAAGCACUGGUACAAGCUCUCCGACAGAGACUCAUCCAUGGAGCGGCGACUGAUGUGUUUGAGCAUGAGCCUGCUGGUAGCGAUCAUGACAGUGUUUUGCUCAGCGAGGAGGCAAAGGAUCUCAACUUAACCCUCACUCCUCAUCUGGCUUGGUGCGCGGAUCAAACGACUGUUAAUAUGCAGGAAAUCAUUGUCCAGAACUUGAAAGAGUAUCUUCGUGGAGGAAGCAGGAAUGUCGUCUCAUAAGA
This is a messenger RNA of Fusarium vanettenii 77-13-4, 1088 nucleotides long. RefSeq lists its product as uncharacterized. Bases 16 to 1086 code for a protein of 356 amino acids. Gene Ontology annotation, molecular function: NAD binding; oxidoreductase activity, acting on the CH-OH group of donors, NAD or NADP as acceptor. The transcript has 3 exons. The record is from RefSeq and is a predicted model, not a curated record. NCBI's taxonomy places the organism in Eukaryota, Fungi, Ascomycota, Sordariomycetes, Hypocreales, Nectriaceae.